This is a messenger RNA of Fomitiporia mediterranea MF3/22, 556 nucleotides long. RefSeq lists its product as uncharacterized. Lineage: Eukaryota; Fungi; Basidiomycota; Agaricomycetes; Hymenochaetales; Hymenochaetaceae. The transcript is spliced from 5 exons. The coding region runs from base 1 to 408 and encodes 135 amino acids. Gene Ontology annotation, biological process: positive regulation of translational initiation; nuclear-transcribed mRNA catabolic process, deadenylation-dependent decay; mRNA export from nucleus in response to heat stress. Gene Ontology annotation, cellular component: RNA polymerase II, core complex; P-body. The record is from RefSeq and is a predicted model, not a curated record. Gene Ontology annotation, molecular function: nucleotide binding; translation initiation factor binding.
AUGACUACUCCGCGGCUUCAUCGUAGAACAGCUGAGCAAGAAGAAGACGCGUCUGUCCUUAAACUUGGCCCAGAAUUCAAUAAUGCUGGUUGCUUGCUCAUCUCGGAGGUGAAAUACCUGCUGGAGAAUCGGGACAAGGAUGCACCUGAUACUGUUGUGUAUAACAAGACGCUGGAGUAUGUGAAGCAGUUUGCAAAGUUUACGACUACAGACUCGGCUAGUGCUGUUCGAGAGACCCUCCGACGAGAGCCACUUCUGACGCAGUUCGAGACUGCGCAGAUCGCUAACCUAUGUCCCGCAGAUGCUGAGGAGGCGAAGAGCAUCAUUCCGAGUCUUGCAAAAAUUGAUGAUGACCGACUGCAAGCGUUAUUGGAUGAGAUUCAGACGAUGCGGAAGUUCCAGAGCUGAGGGCAGUUAUUAAUACUGCUGGCCAUAGCUCUGCGUGAUAGAUUGCUAUCUGCGAGCGGUUGUCUGUAUUUAAUGACUCAAAUUGUAUUUUUACUUGCAGGUCGCGGAAUUCGCUCCCAUCGUUGACAAUGCAGUGGCCUGACUGACA